Molecule: messenger RNA, 1323 nt
Organism: Porites lobata
Lineage: Eukaryota; Metazoa; Cnidaria; Anthozoa; Scleractinia; Poritidae
Source: the annotation of a GenBank genome assembly
GCUACUCCCGUCUACUUUGCUGGGAUUCCCGUCAUGCAUGGCAAACCCGGUUCCCCUGGGAUACCAGGCCGCGACGGACGAGAUGGCCGUGAAGGAGCCAAAGGUGACCAAGGUAUCCCAGGGAAGACUGGACCCCAGGGGCCUCCGGGACCUAGCGGAAAAACGGGUGCCAAUGGAAAUGACGGUGCUAAAGGAGAACGCGGAGCCCAAGGACCCCCAGGACAAAAGGGGGAACGCGGGGAGAGCGGAUUAAGUGGAACCCCUGGGAAUCCAGGUCUGAUGGCUUUUAAGAACUGGAAGGAAUGCGUUUGGAAAAACAUCAAUGAUGGCAAAGAUAAUGGGCUGAUCAAGGUAAACACAUUUUUCUUUACCCGUUCAUUACAUCAAGGUCUAAUCAGGGUUAAAGAGAAGUUUUUUCAGUAUUUGUUUUGAUAAAGAAGGAAAAAUAAUAACCAUUGCCUAAUAAUAAUAAUAUAAAUAAUAACACUAAUAAUAAAAUUUAAAAAGCACUUAAUUUAGCUUAAAAAAAAAAGUUAAUUAAAACUAAGAAAAAUUUUUUCGAAUUAAAAAACAUUUCAUUUCAAUAAAAAAAAAAACUGUCAACCUCUAAGAUUCAAAAGUUUCUUUCAACUGCUAAAAAACAAAAAAAUACUAUAGUAAGUGUUUAUUGACGAUAUAUCCAAUACUAGGAAUAUGGCUCAUCACAUGUUAGUAACUAACUCACUAUCACUUUUAUACUUAUUUAAAAAAUCAAUCGGGUGUAGGUUAUCAUUUCUCUAAAACAAUGAAAAAUGAAAUGAUAAUGAGACAAUAGCAUUAAAAAUCAGAGAAAAACUAAGGGACAAAAGAUAUAGAAAAAGCUUAAGGGCGUGAAUAGAUCAUGACCAGUUUUCAUUUCCCUUGCUUCUAAGCAUAGAAGACUGUUUUAGUCGUACAUUUUUACUAGCAUAUCUGUUUCUCUUUUUUGUAUAGGAAUGUGUGUUCAGCAAAAACUUCUCUGACACUGCUCUUCAUGUAUACUGGACGGGUACUCUAAGAACCUAUGCAAGCAAUGGCUGUAAACGCUGGUACUUUACUUUCAACGGUGCAGAAUGUUCCGCUCCCCUACCCAUUGACGGUGUUGUGUACGUCCGCAGCAAAAAUGUAAACCCUGUUCGCGUCCGCCACAUUGAAGGCUACUGUAAUAACAUUCACAAAGGAAAGGUGCGCGUGGGAUUCUGGGUUGGUAAAUGCGAAGGGUACAAUGGAAACUAUGACGCCCACACAGGAUAUCGUUCUGUGUCCCGCAUCUUCGUAGAGGAGGUUCCCAAAGCCCAAGCUUAG